UCGGGGGACUUCCCGGAGCCACGGAGCCCGUGUCGCGCGGCCGAUAGGCCCACGGAGCCCAUGGACCUGAGCGCCGCCGCCGCGCUGUGUCUCUGGCUGCUGAGCGCCUGCCGUCCCCGCGACGGGCUGGAGGCUGCAGCGGUGCUCCGAGCGGCGGGUGCAGGACCAGCCUGGAGCUCCCGGGGCGGCGGCGGCGGACGGACCCUCGUCCCGGCUCGGAGGAACGGCUCGGUGGUGCCACACCAUUUCAUGAUGUCGCUUUACCGGACCCUGGCUGGGAGGGCUCCAGCCAUGGCAGCAUCGGGGCAUGGCCGCGCGGACACGAUCACCGGCUUCAUAGACCACGCAACUCAAGAGGAAUUGGCGACCGAGCCCGGCCAGAGCUUUCUCUUCGAUUUAUCCAGCCUCCCCGACGCGGACGAGGUAGUAAGUGCUGAGCUGCGCGUGUUGCGUCGGAGAUCUCCGGAGCCAGACCAGGACAGUGCGACCCUCCCUCCGCUGUUGCAGCUAUCCUCGUGCCCCGACGUGACCAAAACAUCCCACCUACUGCACUCGCGGACUGCCGAACCCCUAGAAGUUGCGCGCUGGGAAGAGUUCGAUGUGACGGACGCGGUGCAGAGCCUCCGUCGCGAGCCGCGCGCCUCUCGCAAGUUCUGCCUGGUGUUGCGCGCAGUGGCUGGCACCGGGAGCAGCCCGCUGGCCUUACGACGACUGGGCUUUGGCUGGUCCGGCGGUAGUACCGGCGAUGGCACUGCUGCGGAGGAGCGCGCGCUGUUGGUGAUCUCCUCCCGUACACAGAGGAAAGAGAGUCUCUUCCGGGAGAUCCGCGCCCAAGCCCGCGCGCUCCGGGCAGCCGCAGAGCCGCCACCGGAUCCAGGACCAGGCGCUGGGUCUCGGAAAGCAACCCCAAACGGACGUAGGCGAAGGCGGACGGCGCUGGCGGGGACGCGGGUAGCACAGGGCAGCGGCGAAGGUGGCGGCAAGGGCCAUGGACGCAGGGGCCGGAGCCGGUGCAGCCGCAAGCCUCUGCACGUGGACUUUAAGGAGCUGGGCUGGGACGACUGGAUCAUCGCUCCUUUAGACUACGAGGCGUAUCACUGCGAGGGCGUUUGUGACUUUCCUUUGCGCUCGCACCUGGAACCCACCAACCACGCCAUCAUUCAGACUUUGCUCAACUCCAUGGCACCCGACGCGGCGCCAGCCUCCUGCUGCGUGCCCGCACGCCUCAGCCCCAUUAGUAUCCUCUACAUCGAUGCCGCCAAUAACGUGGUCUACAAGCAGUACGAGGACAUGGUGGUGGAGGCCUGCGGCUGCAGGUAGCAUGCGGUCUGGGGAGGGCCUUGCCGCCCUGGACCCCAGCUGAAAAACAGCCUCAGCCUGUCCUGUCACCAGGGUGGAGGGACGGUGGAAUAUGGCCUCCCGCCUGCACAGAGGAGAUCACACAGUUCACACUCAUAUUUACACACUCCUUCACUCAUGCACACAUUUACCGUGGACAGGAGGCGCGGAAAGCCUUGUGCAGAUGCGGCCCCUGGAUGUUAUAGCCAUGUUUAUUUGCUAACAUAGGUACAAAACGCUGUCUCUUUAAGGAGAAGGGUGUCUGUGUUUAGAAAAGUGUUAGCAUUGGAUACUCCUUUUAGUUGGAGGUGGUGUGGCACCGCGGGGUGACUGAAUUCCUGGCACUCCCACUGCAGGGCUGUGGUACCCAGAUUCUCCGGAAGUAUGCACUGGGAAUCUACAAAUAGUAAGGAACCACUGGGGGGUGGGGAGCGAAUAAACCCAUCCUCUACACAAGCCCGAUUGUGAUGCUAUCUCAGUUUUGAAAAGGAAGCUUUAUCCAAAAGAAUAUAUUGUGCUACAAAUGUCAAUACCAGCUUAAAAAAAUCAAUUUCAGUUAGGAAUGAUCUGACUUAAAAUAAUCGAUUCCAAUUAGGAACGAUCUGGGAAGUAGAAUAUUUUUCUCUUGGCUGUGUGUGAAAUGGAGGCAAGGCGUGCAGAACAGGGUAGGAUCUGCCGGGUUUAGAAGCACCUAGAGG
This is a messenger RNA of Alexandromys fortis (reed vole), 2036 nucleotides long. It is a transcript of the gene Gdf7, whose product is annotated as growth differentiation factor 7. The transcript is spliced from 2 exons. Gene Ontology annotation, cellular component: extracellular region. Gene Ontology annotation, molecular function: cytokine activity; growth factor activity. Bases 61 to 1320 code for a protein of 419 amino acids. Lineage: Eukaryota; Metazoa; Chordata; Mammalia; Rodentia; Cricetidae. The record is from RefSeq and is a predicted model, not a curated record. Gene Ontology annotation, biological process: BMP signaling pathway.